Molecule: messenger RNA, 2980 nt
Organism: Larimichthys crocea (large yellow croaker)
Lineage: Eukaryota; Metazoa; Chordata; Actinopteri; Sciaenidae
Gene: plod3
Product: procollagen-lysine, 2-oxoglutarate 5-dioxygenase 3
Exons: 19
Coding region: 123-2327 (734 amino acids)
Biological process (GO): peptidyl-lysine hydroxylation
Cellular component (GO): endoplasmic reticulum
Molecular function (GO): procollagen glucosyltransferase activity; L-ascorbic acid binding; procollagen-lysine 5-dioxygenase activity
Source: RefSeq, a predicted model, not a curated record
CGCGAGAUUUAUCCGCGGCUCGAGAGUCCGAGAGGAGCUGAUGGAGUGAAGACGAGCGGAGACACCGAGCACCGAGCACCGAGCGUGAACGGAGCCGUUAACGGAGAAAAACAACCGCCGCCAUGCCUUCAUGUCGACUUCUCUGUCUGCUGGCUCUCACCUUCCUCCAGAGCUUCGUGUCUGCCGAGCAGCGGAGACUCUCAGCAGAAAACCUGCUGGUCAUCACCGCGGCAACAGAGGAGACAGACGGCUUCAACCGCUUCAUGAGGACAGCCCGAGAGUUCAACUACACUGUGAAGGUCCUGGGUCUGGGUGAGGAGUGGAAGGGGGGUGACGUGGCUCGGACGGUGGGUGGAGGUCAGAAGGUCAGAUGGCUGAAGAAGGAGCUGCUCAAACACUCAGACAACAAGGACAUGGUCGUCAUGUUUGUAGACAGUUAUGAUGUGAUCUUUGCGUCCGGUCCCGACGAGCUGCUGGCCAAGUUCUCCCGUCUGGGUCACAAAGUGGUUUUCUCGGCCGAGGGGUUCUGCUGGCCCGACCAGAGGCUGGCCUCCAAAUACCCAGAGGUGCAUUCUGGGAAACGCUUCCUCAACUCAGGAGGGUUCAUUGGCUUUGCGUCUGACCUCAGUACGAUCGUCCAGCAGUGGAAGUACAAAGACAACGACGACGAUCAGCUGUUCUACACCAGAAUCUACCUGGACAAGACGCAGAGGACCAAGUACAACAUGACUCUGGACCAUCGCUCCAGAAUCUUCCAAAAUCUGAAUGGAGCUGUUGAUGAAGUCGUCCUGAAGUUCGAGAGGGCGAAGGUCAGAGCGAGGAACGUUGCCUAUGACACACUUCCUGUCGUUAUCCAUGGCAACGGACCCACCAAGUUGCAGUUGAACUAUCUGGGGAACUACGUCCCCACGGCGUGGACGUUUGAAGAAGGUUGUGGGAUCUGUGACGACAACCUGAUCUUCUUCACUGACGUACCUGACGAUGAGAUGCCUCUGGUGUACGUGGCUGUGUUUAUUGAACAUGCUACGCCCUUCAUGGAGGAGUUCUUGGACCGACUGACGACCCUCAACUACCCGACAGAGAGGAUCCGCCUCUUCAUCCACAACAAUGUGGUGUACCAUGAGCGUCACAUCCAGAAGUUCUGGGAGCGUACUGGGAGAGUUCUGUUCCCUGACGCCGUGCUGGUCGGACCUGAGGAGAACCUGCAGGAGAGCAAGGCCAGAAACAUGGCAGUUGAGGCCUGUAAGAAGGAUCCAGAGUGUGAUUACUACUUCAGCAUGGACUCUGACGUGGCCUUAACCAACCCCGACACACUGAGGAUCCUCAUGGAGGAGAACCGGUCGGUCGUCGCUCCCAUGUUGUCCAAACACGGGAAGCUGUGGAGUAACUUCUGGGGCGCUCUGAGUCCUGAAGGGUUUUACUCCAGAUCUGAAGAUUACAUCGAGAUCGUCCAGGCCAAGAGGAUUGGUCUGUGGAACGUCCCGUACAUCUCUCAGGCUUACCUGAUCAAAGGCAGCCUGCUGCGGUCCAAACUGUCCCAGGUCAGCCUCUACGUGGACCAGACCAUGGACCCAGACAUGGUGUUCUGCAGGAGCAUCAGAGACCAGGGUGUCUUCAUGUUCGUGUCUAACAGAGAUGAGUUUGGUCGUCUCGUGGCGUCCUCUAACUUCAACACGUCCAGACUUCACCCUGACAUGUGGCAGAUCUUCGACAACCCAGUGGACUGGAAGGAGAAGUAUGUCCAUGAAAAUUACUCAAAGAUCUUUGAAGACGAGAAGAGCUACGUGGAGCAGCCCUGUCCAGAUGUUUACUGGUUUCCAGCCUUCUCUGAGAAGAUGUGUGAUCACCUGGUGGAGACCAUGGAGCACCACGGAGGGUGGUCAGGAGGGACACACAGGGAUGAGCGUCUCACUGGUGGCUAUGAGAACGUCCCCACCGUGGACACUCACAUGAAUCAGGUGGGCUUUGAGAAGGAGUGGCUCAAGUUCCUCAAAGAGUUCAUCGUGCCCGUCACAGAGAAGCUUUACCCGGGCUACUACCCCAAGGCUCAGGCCAUCAUGAACUUUGUGGUUCGUUACCGUCCUGACGAGCAGCCGUCUCUGAGGCCGCACCACGACUCGUCCACCUUCACCAUCAACAUCGCCCUGAACAGCAAGGGGGUGGACUACGAGGGUGGAGGCUGCAGGUUCCUGCGUUAUGACUGUAAGGUGGAGUCUCCCAGGAAGGGCUGGUCCUUCAUGCACCCGGGCCGGCUGACACACUACCACGAGGGUCUGCCCACCACCAGGGGGACCAGAUACAUCAUGGUGUCCUUUGUAGACCCUUAGACACCCGGAGAGAGAGAGUGUGUGUGUGUGUGUGUGUGUGUGCGUGUGUGCGUGAGACAAACCACUUCACCGAACAGAGCGAGGACCCUGAACGCAUCACGGCUGUGGGACAUUUCAGAAUAAGAGUCACUUUAUUUAUCUUCACCUAAGAAGAAGAAGCAGAUGUGGCCUUUCAAAAUAAAAGUCUGAGAGUCACCGCGCUGCCUUAUCCAGUGACACUACCUGUGUGUGUGUGUGUGUGUGUGUGUGUGAGAGUGUGUGUGUGUGUGUGAGAGUGUGUGUGUGGAUCCUGCAGCGGAGGAGCGGGGCUCUCUCACCUCGCGGUUGCCAUGGUAACAUGGUCACAGAGGCCCCACCCCUCAGAUUCACGUACAGACGACCAGCCGGACGACGACAUCACUUCCUGUGUGAGCGACAGUCUCUGAGCUGACUUCCUGCGUGACGUCUGCAAAAUGUUCUUGUUGUUUUUAACAUUUCUUUGUUUCUGCUCGUCAGGUUUCCUCCUCCUCUUCCUCCUCUUCCUCCUCCUCCUCUUCCUCUUCAUCCUUUAGUUUACUGUGUGUUGAUACGAGGAGUCAGCUUUGUACAAAGUGCAUUAAAUUAUUUGUUAAUGUUGAAUCGAGAUUUGAGAUUUUAAUAAAUAAUUUCACUGA